Messenger RNA from Rhopalosiphum padi (bird cherry-oat aphid), 2401 nucleotides. Its product is annotated as zinc finger MYM-type protein 1-like. NCBI's taxonomy places the organism in Eukaryota, Metazoa, Arthropoda, Insecta, Hemiptera, Aphididae. The record is from RefSeq and is a predicted model, not a curated record. The transcript has 2 exons. The coding region runs from base 335 to 2401 and encodes 688 amino acids. Gene Ontology annotation, molecular function: protein dimerization activity.
CUAGUCUUAUAAUAUUAAUGUGUAAUGUGUAGUAAACUAGUAAAUCAUUGUGUAGUCACUAGUCAUUAAUUUGACUUGAUCAAGAAAUUUACUUUGUAGAGUUUGGUGUUUAUAUUAGCAUAUAAUUUUUUUCAGACAUGAACUAGAUUUAAAUGCUGCAUUUCCAACAGACCGUGGUAAGUUUCCUGAAACAAUUAAUAAUGCAAAUUUAAAAAGAAAAAUUAUAUUGUUUGGACCUUGCAAACCGAACAUAAAAUUUCCAGAAAAUGCAGUUACUAAUUUUGAUGACAUUAAUAUCAAACAACGCACAUUUUCUACUCAAUAUUAUUUUGUAAUGAACCCAACUGGUAUUAAAAUACCUAGAUCAUGGUUAUGCUAUUCAGUGGAUCUGAACAGAGUUUAUUGUGAAACUUGUUGGCUAUUUGCAGACAGAAAUAAUCCUAAAUUUAAUGUAAAUUGGAUAAAUGGUUUGAAUGAUUGGCAGCAUUUAUCACAGAAAAUUAAGGUACACGAAAUAUCUAUUCAACACAUUAAUGCUGUCAAAGUUCGAAUUCUUUGGGUAAAACAUCAGACCAUUGAUAAACAACUUGAAGAACACAUUUCAAUAGAAGCAAAAUAUUGGAGAGAUGUUCUUACCCGAAUUAUUAAGAUAAUUUUAUUUUUGACAUCGGGAAAUACAGCUCUUCGUGGUAACGAGGGGAAAUCAAGAAAUAGUAGAGAGGAUGAAGGGAAUUUUUUGCGUGCAGUAAGAUUAGUGGCUGAUUUUGAUCCAGUUUUAAACAAACUUUUGAGUGACGAAGAAACCCGAGUUAAAUACUUGAGCUGGAAGGUUCAAAAUGAAAUCAUUGAUUUAUUAGCAACAAGAAUGAGAAAUAUUAUAUGUGACGAAAUUCGAUCUAGUCAAUGUUAUACAAUUAUUAUGGAUUCCACCCAGGAUAUUUCAAAAACAGAUCAGGUUAGUUUCAUACUGCGUUAUGCAGUAGUGAACUAUGCUGACUGUACGUUUGAAAUAAAAGAAUCAUUUUUAGGAUUUUUUACAUUGAACCAUCAUGGAGCAGAAGAUCAUGUAAAUUUAAUUAAAGAUGUACUAAAUAUGUUUAAUUUAGACUUGAGCAAAUGUCGAGGACAAGGCUACGAUGGCGCAGCCGUCAUGAGUGGUAGCCAUUCAGGUGUACAAAAAAGAAUCAGUGAUAUAAUUCCUAGUGCAUCUUAUGUUCACUGCAAUGCACAUAACUUAAAUUUAGUUUUAUGUGAUUUGGCUAAAAGUACACCAAAAGUAUCACAAUUUUUUGAUACUCUGCAAGAUGUGUUCUUAUUUUAUAGUAAAUCAGCACCUAGAUGGGCAUCAUUAGCUUUAGGGGAUUCUGUUGCUAAAAUUGUUUUGAAGAAAGUAUGCACUACCAGAUGGGAGGCUAAGCACAAAGCUGUGUAUGCUCUGAAAACUAGGUUCAUAGAUGUAUUAAAGUCAUUAUCCAAUUUAUCUUUAACAAGUCUCAAAACUGAUGAAAAAUUAAAGGCAAGCUCACUGAAGAAAAAAAUUGAAUCUUAUGAAUUUGUUUUAUUAUUAACAAUUUGGGAAAAUAUAUUGAGAAGUUUUAAUCUAGUAUCUAAAAAAUUACAAUCCUCUAAUAUUCAUCUUCAUAGUGCUUGUAAUUAUUUAAAAGAGGCUACAUCUAGUAUUACAAAUUUAAGAGACAAAUAUGAAGAAUUUGUUAAUUCAUCAAAUAUUUUAUGUAACCAAUGGGGCAUACCGAUUCAAUCUAUUGUUCGACGCCGUAUUUAUUCAAAACGAUUUUUUGACGAUGUUGAUGGUGAUAGAAGACUUGACAUUACUAGUGAAAACUUCAAAGUAUUGGUUUUUUUACCUAUUAUUGAUACAGCAAUUGUUCAACUUAGAGAAAGAUUCAACAGUUUGUAUGAAGUAACCAAUAGGUUUGAUUUCUUGCUACCUCAAAACAUUUUAAUGUUUUGUGAAAAGGAUAUUAUGAAAGCUGCAUAUGAUUUUCAAUUGUUUUACAAAGAUGACAUAAGUACAGACAUAAUAAGACAGAUAUUAUGCUUAAAAAGUAUGUUUAAUGAUACUCUAAAAACAAAAUGUGAUAUUAAAGAUUUAUUGCAGUGUAUUUUAGACAAUGAUGUAGCUUCUACUUAUAAUGAUAUACUAUCUGCAUGUAUAAUUUUCAUAACAUUACCAGUUACUGUUGCCGCUGCUGAGCGUUCAUUUUCCAAAUUAAAAAUCAUUAAGAACUAUUUGAGAAAUUCAAUAUCACAGGAUCGUCUAACAAACAUUAGUAUUUUAAAUAUUGAAAGAAAUCGUACAAAUGAAAUAGAUGUUAACUGUAUUCCUAGAAUAGUGUCCACAAGAAUAAAAAUAUUUGGAUAUCUCGAAUGGGCCAAAUGA